AUGAGUUCCAGCCUGAGCGUGCUGGAGAUCCUGGAUCUCAUCGCUGGGUGUGGAAAGGAAUCUGUUCUUGCAGCGCUACGAACCAGCAAAAGAAACGCAGAUCUCUAUGGCAAAAUCACACAGGGCAUGGAGGGGCCAGGGUACCCCAGGGAUGCCCAGCAGUACCGACUGGUGCGGGACGGAGACUACAGGGCGGCGCUGCAGGCUGCGCACAAGGGGCUCGCCCUGGCGCCGGAUGAUGUUUCACUGAGGCUGAGCCGGUCGGAGGUCUACGUGGCCCUGCAGCGGUAUCCUGAGGCACUGGAGGACUUGGAGGCGGUGUGCCGGAGCGAGCCGGAGGAGUGUGAGGGCUACUUCCAGAAAGGGAAGGUGCUGCUGGCGAUGGGACAGAUGUCAGAAGCCCUGCUGCAGUUCCACCACUGCCUUACGCUGAACCCCGCUUUCCAUGCCGCUCGGCACGAGAUGGAAAAGCUCCUCGCGCAGGAGUCCCCGCUGCCAGGCCCUGUCGUGGAGCGACCGAGCGCCGCCAGCCUGGACGCCAAACACAGCAACUCAGGGAAGGAAGGAGCAGGCCCUCUGCCAAGGCCGCCCCGUGGAGGAGAGUACGGGCAGGAUCUGCAGGGAGAGACGGAAGAUGGGAAGGGGGAAGCUUUGUCUGAACUGAGCCAGCAGGAGCCUCGUGUUCCCCCACAGCCUGCCUGGUGGCCAAGAAGAGGGAAAAACUCAGGGACCUCGGCAGAGAGGCAAGAGGGGAGAUCAUCCGGCAUGGGGGAGGAAACAUCACCAGACACAGCGGCAGCAAAAUUUAGCCAUCGCCACCAGCCGGAGCUUAAGGACCUUCUGAGUGUCUCCGACCUGGAGUGUUCCCUCUGCAUACGGAUGUUCUUCGAGCCCGUGACCACGCCCUGCGGCCAUACCUUCUGCAAGGAGUGCCUGGAGCGCAGUCUGGACCACCGACCCAACUGUCCGCUCUGCAAGCAGAGCCUCAGAGAGUACUUGAAGGCGGGGAAGUACAACCCCACCCUGCUGCUGAUGGAGAUCAUGGCGGCCACCUUUCCUGCCCAGCUGGCGGACCGGAAACGGGUGCACGAGGCCGAGAUGGCAGAGCUCUCAAAUCUGAGCAAGAACAUCCCCAUCUUCGUGUGCACCAUGUCCUUCCCGGGCAUUCCCUGCCCGUUGCACGUCUUUGAGCCUCGCUACCGCCUCAUGAUGCGGAGGUGCCAGGAGACCGGCACCAAGAUGUUUGGCAUGUGUAUGUAUGAGAACGGGAAGAGUUUCGCGGACUACGGCUGCAUGCUGGAGAUCCAGCGCAUGGAGUUCUUGCCCGAUGGGCGGUCCUUGGUGGACACGAUAGGAAGGCGUCGCUUCCGGGUGCUGAGACGGGGCCACAGGGACGGCUACAACACUGCGGAUAUCGAAUACCUGGAGGACGAGAAGGUGGAAGGGGAAGAGCUGGCUGAGCUGCAGCGGCUGCACGAAUGCACCUACCAGCAGGCGCAGCAGUUUUGCGAACACGGGGAUGCCACCUUGAGGCAGAUCCUGCUGCACCGGGGCCCCCUGCCUGAGAAAGAAGAAGACAUCCAGGCCACCAAAGAUGGACCAGCUUGGUGUUGGUGGCUGAUCUCCAUCUUGCCGCUUGACCCCUCCGACCAGCUCCGGCUCUUCGCCACCACCUCGCUGCGAGCCCGCCUCACCCAGCUGAAGCACAUCCUCACAGGCAUCCUGCAGGGCCGCGAAUAUGGCCACCAUCUCGCAGACCUCAGCACGCGAGGCAGGAUCUGAACUCCAAAGCAUGGCUGGCGCCUUGGCCAACUCACCCAGCACUUUCUUUGGGAGGGCUGGACACCUCGCCUGUUUUAUUUCUGUGUGGCCUUCAUGUUUUUAUUGUCUUUUCAUCCUCAUAUCCACCUCUGCCCCGGGCCGUGCACACACCUUUCUGGCAAACAGCUGGAAAGCACAUGCAGCGGUAGCUAGAGUCAUUGGUCCAUUAGUGAUACCAUGCCGUCCAUGCAGUUUUGAUUAAGCUGCUUAGGGGAUUUAGGAGCAUCUCACUCAGUCUGAGGAAGGCAAUGAGUCUGAAGAUGGGGCCAGUCGACGGACACUGCCUUGUCGCUAUGAGCAGAAACCACAUGCCGAUCUGUUUUGGUAGCAUGGAGCAAUCAGUAGAGGACAACCAGAAACGAAUGCCAGGAUCUCGUUGUUUGGGGCUCUUCUGCACUCAGGGGUGCUACCUUUUGCUGGCUUGCCCCAGUCUCUGCACAACUCUGGAUGAAGUUAUAACAGGAAGGGAGAGAUUGCUAUGGCUUCCCGGGAGAUAGAGUUGCUGCCUUCAGUCAUGCCCUCGAUCAGAUCGUCCACAAAAAAGAGAAGUUAAAUAUUCGGAUCUUCAUGGUUCUGCUUCUACUAGCCACUUAUGGCCCAAGGAGAAGUUGCUAUUUGACUCUCCCCCGUUCAGUAGGUUCCUGUCUCUCCGGGUUGCUUCCUUCUCUGCUUUUGUUUGAGUACCUGCAUGUAGGGCAGACGCUUCCUUGCAAAGUCCGUCUGGCAAUGCUGAGAGAAGGGGUUGCCUUGCUUUUGCGAGGGCCAGUCGCCUGUUUCUCACGGACCCGCAGGCUUUUACGGUCAGAAGGGACCAUCGUCAACCUCUAGUGUGACCUCCUGCCUGUUGCAGGCCACGGAACCUCACCCAUCCACCCCCGUGGUAGAGCCCCUAACCUGGAUGCCCUCAAACCAGGUUUAAAGGCUGCAAGGGACAGAGAAUCCACCAUUUACACUAGUUUAAACCUGCAGGUGACCUGGGUCUCAUGUUUGAGGAAGGUGAAAAUCCCCCCCCUCCCCCGCCCACCCGCCACCAGCUGGCUGCAGAUCUGACCGAGGGGAAAAUUCUUUCCUAGUCUCAGCUCUGGCAAUUGUUUAUACCCUGUGCGGGUGGGUAAGUGCUCUUAGGCAGAUUCCCAGGAAAGACUUCUCAGUAAUACCUCAGCCCUCCCUAGCUACUGUGCCCUCUGCUGCAAGAGGAAUGCCAGGGACUGAGAAAUGCGAGGAGAGUUUGCUCACGGCAAUGAGGCCGUGGUUGGAGCUGGAUUGAGUGUAGGCUGGAGUUCGGCUUCCGGGCUAGCUCAUUACGCUUUGGGUUUGAAGGCAUCAGUCUCUCAGGAGAUUUGGCCUACAACUUGUACAAGGUUUCUGACAGCGCGCGUGGGAGAAAUCUUGGGCGGUCCACGUUUCUCGUGCUAUUUCUGCCAUUGGGGGCUGAGAUCUUUUGGCCUGAGGGCUCGGCUGCCGUGUGAACAACCAUCAGGAACACGGGCGCCUUCCCAUGUGGGAUGCAGCCUUGAAACCAAACCUGGAGGGUUUCCUCUAGAAAUGCGGACAGGUGCAGCUGAGGGGCUGGGAUUCUUGUGGCCACGAGGGGCUGUGACACAGAGGUGGGUGUGGAUCUAAACAUCUCAGUAGCAGGAGAGCAAGCGUCUGCGUGUCUACGACCUGUCCCUUUGCACCACGGGUGGAGAUGAAAUGUGGAGGAAGUGAAGCUCAGAUAGGACUUUGUGGUACUUUCUGCAGAUUAUCCAGACACGGUUGUUUUCAAUAUUAUUUGUGGGGGGUUGGGUUUAAUUUAAUUUACUUCUUUAUUUAAAAGAUCAGCACUGGGUUUGGCCAGGAUCUCACCCCUGCCUUUCCCCUCUGCCCCGCUACCAGCGGCGGCUCCGUGUGCUAUGAGGAGAGACCAGUUUAUACCAUGCUACCGUCCGGAGCAAGGUGGGGCUGUAGCAGUCUGACUGGGGAAGCUUUUCCUCUGUUUUCUAUGUGACCAGCAUCCUCAACAACUCCCAUGGACACCUGUAGGUGUCAGGUGUGUUACCUCGGCUCUCGCAGGGUUCAUGUUCCAUCUCUAGGAUUUGUUACCAGGCAGGAAAGGACUGAGACUCUCCAUUCUUGCUCCCCGCCGCUCCCCAUAGUUGGUUCAGGCAUUUCUGGUCCCAUGCACUGCCCUUUUCCUCCUCCUCCUCCCCCAUGUGUUCUUGUGUCACUGGCACUGGAGGUCUCAUUCCCUCCUUCCCAACAAAGUGCCUGGCUUGGGGCGUGACAGUCCAGAGUAGUGGAGGCUUGCUGGUCCAGGUGGAGGCCGAAGGGGGUGGCUGGUAGGGAUGGGUCAAAGCUGGAUUUUUGUCUUCAUGCCUGGAUUUGGCUGUUCCCCCUCCUGCUUUGCUCCUGUUACUACAACACGGGGCCCACAAUGGUCUCUAAAGGCGACCGUAGGGCUGGGAGUGAGGGGUUCUGGCUGGCCUGUGGAGGAGACCCCAGAGUUUUGGGUAGGACGAAGGGCUGGGGUUGGCUGUGCAGAGGUGCUGUGGUAUAUCCCAGAAGAGAUUCGCUUCUGCUGCUGGGAAUGGAAAUACAAGGGGAGAUUUCUCUCUACUGAACUUCGGGAAGUGCCUUUAUUUUAUUAGGGGUGGGCGUGAUUGGGUCGCCAAGCUGAGUGGCAGCCCUGGGCUUUCUGUUCACCACCCUGACCCCUUCCGGUGGCCUCCAGCUGUGGAUUCGACUGCCAGCGUGUUCACCCUGCGCCUUGUUCGUCUCCUGGGACCCACCCGCAUGGCUGCCAGGCCGGUUCUAGGCAGCACGUGGCCAGGCAUCGCAGCUGAGCCGUUUCGCAGUAGACAUCUUGCUUAGCAACGGGCCAGCCCCCGGGACCCUCCCCAUUGGAGCUGCGGCUCCUUCCACGCCUGCGUCGGGCAGAGACUCGGUUGAAGCGCUCCGGCUGGCUUGCCGUUGACUAGGGGCUUUCCUCUUUGCACAAAACGUUGUGUCUGGGCAGAGAAAUAAAGGAGGGUUUUUUGUGUGUGGUGCCUGUUGGAACACUGCCUGGGUGGGUCUGGUUCCUUCCUGGGGGACACUCAAUCAA
This is a messenger RNA of Pelodiscus sinensis (Chinese soft-shelled turtle), 4906 nucleotides long. RefSeq names its product LON peptidase N-terminal domain and RING finger protein 1-like. The record is from RefSeq and is a predicted model, not a curated record. Gene Ontology annotation, molecular function: ubiquitin protein ligase activity; protein binding. NCBI's taxonomy places the organism in Eukaryota, Metazoa, Chordata, Testudines, Trionychidae.